Messenger RNA from Strigops habroptila (Kakapo), 2800 nucleotides. RefSeq names its product immunoglobulin kappa light chain. The transcript is spliced from 6 exons. Lineage: Eukaryota; Metazoa; Chordata; Aves; Psittaciformes; Psittacidae. The record is from RefSeq and is a predicted model, not a curated record. Bases 767 to 1684 code for a protein of 305 amino acids.
CCUUGCCUGUUGCCACCACAGAGAGGCAGGUGUCUCUCCUUGCCUGCCUCUCCCUGGAGCCCUGUGCUCAUGAGCACCUUUCCAAGCCAUUUAGCAACACAUGCUUAUUGCUGGCUUCCUGCAUGUGUCCAACUGACAGCAGGAGGGAGGCUGAAGCAGCUCAUCUCCCUCACAGCGAUCAUGGGGCAGCUCCGUGUGGCACCAGCGCUGCCCCCCGAGAUGCCCCUCUGUAAUGGCUGUUGACAGCAGCCCUCACAACCUUGCUUUUGAUUUCCAGCCUUCCUUUCUCAGAAAUGUUUCCAUCCCAACUGAGCUUUGCAAUUGAAAUCCUGCGGCCGCACACUUCCUCCUGCACCCAAAACCAGAGUCAUGUCCCUGGGGUGCAGCUGCCCUGUCCCCGCAGACUGAUGGCCUCUGGCUGCUUCAGUGGACAGCAGCACCAGCACGGGUGCUCCCUGGUGCUUUGCCAUCCCGGAGCUGGAUGACUAAGCUGGCUCAAGUCUUACAGAGCCACAAUCAUCAGGUUUACCAAUAUUUCUCAUAUUUAUCUGAAAAGCAGACAGGACUACAGCCUUUUAACCAGAGUUAGCAUUUAACAGCCUGGAGAGGAUUAUCUGUAAGCGUGCCCCAUCCACUUACACACGGAAGACCUGUCACUGAAGAAUGCUCAAGAGUCACCUCCUCCUCCCUACAGAAGACUGUCCCCAUCUGGGGUCCCUUUCACCCUCCUCUGACUCUCAACGACAGCAGAGCCUGACAAGCAAACAUGCUGCUGGUGGCAGCACUUGUGGCCACAGCCGCUUGGUCUUAUGGAUUUGCACAAAUACAUCCCGUGCAGAGACCUAUAUCCACCACCAAGUUCCAAAAAAGUGCAAGGAUGACAUGUGAAAUUCAAACUUCAGGGGAGCAAUUUGAUGGCAUCGUCAUACACUGGUAUCAACAGAAGGAGGGUAAAGCUCCAGAGAGGCUCCUGUAUGUUUCAGAAGGGAAAGUUUCAGUUGAAUCUGGCUUUCUAGCAAGCAGGUACACGGUUGGAAAAGUUCCUAGCCAGAAACAAUUUAUUCUUACAAUAAACCGUGUAAUUCCAGACGAUGCUGCUACUUACUACUGCGCUUACUGGGACUCUCAGUACGCUGAUGUCAAAAUAUUUGGAAGUGGAACUAAGCUUAUUGUUUCAAGCAAAGGGAGUUCUCCACCAGCAAACUCCGAAAUCCUGCAGAAGGAACAUGAAAAUCAGAUAACAUAUGUUUGCCUUGUUGAGAAAUUCUACCCAGAAGUUAUUCGGGUGACAUGGACCGAUGAAAAAAAUGAGGAGGUAACAGACAACGUAGUAAAAGGAGACACUUGGAUGGCCACAAAAAGUGACGAAUACUCAAUUGGCAGCUGGCUAACUGUACCAGUGGAGAACAAAGACAAGAACUAUUACUGCAAAUACGAGCAUGAAAGCCAAGAGCGUUCACUGCCGACACAAGAGACACAAGAUCCUACAAAUAUUGCUCCUCAGGAAGAGGACUGCAGCACAUCUGGAAACAGCACAGUUUUUAAUAGAGAUCACAUAAUACACAGGACAGCAUAUUUAGUGUACAUCCUCCUUCUUCUGAAGAGCUCCAUGUACUAUGUCAUCGUAGUCGUCUUCAUCUACAGAAUGUGGGCUGCCAGCAAGCACCAGGGAAAGAAAGCAUAAAUGCUUGUUUAGGAAAGGCUAACAAAAUCAUCUUCAAUUUGCUUUGCUAUAUAUUUAUCCAGAUAGCCUUCCCUUCUCCCAGUGUCAGAUGUAACAACAACAACUACAAAAAUCCCCGCAUAAUCUUAUGGCAUUAGCGCACAGGGCUUGUUUUGCUUUACUGCUUCUGGUUUUAUAUCAGUCUGGCUUUCCUAAUCUUUGAGUCUUGAACUGAGGUGGGCAACAGGACUAAGGGUUACUUACCUAGGAUUUUAAUCCAAAGUCCAUAUUGCAAAAUGAAGAAGGUACUCAUGUUGAAAGUAGUUAUGCAUACAGAAGUUUAGAGAUGUAACCAGGUUUUUGACAUAUAAAGCACAGAUGCGUUUUGUUAUUGCACUUAAGGCUUAAUGAAGGAGCAUUCCUGUCUGUAAACUCACAGGUGUUGUUCAUUUUUACUUUCAAUGACCUACUGCAACUCCCAUGUACCCAACCAGAUCAGGACUUCUUAAAUAUUCUGAAGCGAUGUGUGCUUUCGGAGCCAAUUAAACACAAUUUCAGAAAGUGAACAGAGUAAUUUUGAAUGAAGAACUUAGACGAGUAUAAAGCACUUCUGAGGUGCACACAUGCAGAAAUGGGAGAAGUCCACCAGGCCAUAGACCAGACCGAAACACAGACUGAAAACCUGAACAUCGUAUUUUUAAAGAAAGAAAACAACUGUAAUGAUCAUGAACAUCAUCUUGUUUUAAGAUACCUUUGUAAGUCGAGCAAACCCUUAAAUCUCCAGCUUUGAUAUUUCAUUUUCACAUAAAGAUUCUCAGAUGUUGGACUUUGAACUCUUCAGCUUCAAGUUCCACAAAUCAGCUCUUUUCAAAUUUCUGUGGAAAAAAUAGAAGUAGACAUAUUGGAGUAAGGCAUUUGCUCAGUUUGGGGCAGAACACUGCCACAAGUUUGGAGAUAAGCGGCUUCAGCAUUUACACUCACUGUAUCUGUAAUGAUGUAGAGGGCAAUAAAAGCUUUCCUCUGGGUGCAUUUGUGAGGCUCGUGUUUGUUCUCCAGCAUUUCCAGAGCAGGUACCAAUAUGGCUAGAAAACUUGAUUUGUUUCUCUGUUCGUAUAAAUUCCUCAGGAAAUCAAAGAG